CCUUUGGUCAAAAUCGGGAACUCGAAACGGCGUUGGCGGCAAUGUCGAACGACUCCGCUUCCUCCACCGCCGAUAGAAAACAACAACAGAGAAAGGACGAGAAGCGACACCUCUCCAUCUUCGACGUCCCGUCGGAGUUGUUCGAUUCGUGCCGACUCCUCCAAUCUCCAAGCUCUUUGCCCGAACCAGCUGAAUCGUCAUCGGUGAUCUCCGCAAUCGAAACGCCAGGCGACGAAGAGCAGCCAAUUGCAACAGCGAAGGCUUUGGUUUCGAGAUGGUCUUGUAAUACUUGCAAGGGCGAGUUCGAGUCUCUCGCAGACCAACGGGCUCACUUCAAGUCCGACGUUCAUCGAUUCAACGUGAAGCUAACUAUUGCGGGAAAGAAUACUGUGAAGGAGGAAGAUUUUGAUGAGUUGACCUCUGAUUCUUUAUUCAAAGACUACGAUAUAUCGAGCAUAUCCGGGUCUGAAGAUGAAGCUGAAAAGGGAUCCUUCCCCUCUGAUUAUGUUCAUAGUGGAUUAAACAGAAGUGUUAAACAGAAGCUAUUUAUUCGUCUUCAGAGAGGAGAAAGAGUUUCAUUGUGGAAGUGUUUGCUUUUGGACGAGGCUGAGAAUAUUUUGUUUGAGAAUGAUAAUAUAGUUGAUGCAGAUGAUGGUGAGUCCAUGCCUUGCUUGAGAGAGAAGGAAGUAAUUGAAAAACUGAAUUUUGUUAUCCAUGAGCCCAGGGAUAAUACCCGGUUGAGGGUUGUGUUGCUUGCAAGUGGUGGACACUUCGCUGGCUGCGUGUUUGAUGGUAACUCUGUUGUGGCUCACAAAACAUUCCACAGAUAUGUGGUAAGAGCCAAGGCUGGUAAAAAACAGUCAUCAAAAGACGCAACCGGCAGAGCUGCACAUUCUGCUGGAGCUUCACUUCGCCGUUACAAUGAACUUGCCUUAAAGAAGGAAAUUCAAGAACUACUUGCUGCUUGGAAGCCUUAUUUUGAUGCUUCCUCGUGCGUUUUCAUUUAUGCUCCGUCUGACAACCAUCAGCUACUUUUUGAUGGAGAAAAACCUUAUUUUAGUUGCAAGCAUUGUAUUGUCCGAAGUGUGCCAUUGACUGUCCGGAGACCUACAUUGAAGGAAGCCCGGAGAGUUUAUAAGUUAUUGACACAAGUUGCCUAUGAAGUCGAAGAAAAUGCAAGUAUCAUCAAGGAGGAUUCAGUGUUGAGUGUGAGCAUUGCGAAUGAAUGCUUCCCGGGGUCCACCAAAGAGGACGUAGUUGAUAAUCUGGGUUGUAUGAAAAUUACAGAAGUUUGCUUGGGUGUCAAAAACUCUGAGAUUUUGUCCAUAUCUAGUGAAAGUGAGAAUGAAGUGGUUAGUGCAUCCACACCAUUACAUGAAGCAGCAAAAUGUGGGAAUGAACAAAAAGUUUUGGAACUCCUAGAACAGGGUUCUGAUCCUUGCAUUGUAGAUGAAAGGGGACGGACUCCAUAUAUGCUUGCCACCGAAAAAGAGGUGAGAAAUAUUUUUCGAAGAUUCAUGGCUUCUAACCUUGACAAGUGGGACUGGAAUACGGCUAAAGUACCCAGUGCAUUGACAAAGGAAAUGGAGGAGUCUCAAGCUGCUAAGCAGGCAGAGAAAGAUGCCAAGAGGAAAGCAAGAGCAAAAGAGUUGAAGAAGUUACGGAAAGAAAAAGAAAAGAAGGCCCAGGCUGAUGCUGCUGCGUCCCAUAGUGCCCCGACAAUUUCAGUGAAUCGGGUAGCCACUCCUAAUACACUUUCGAAAGGACAGUCUCAAUCUAGUAUUGGAGCCAAGAUGUCUAAAGAGGAGGAACUGAAAAGGGCACAAGCUUUAGAAAGAGAAAAGAGGGCUGCUGCUGCAGAGAGAAGAAUAGCUGCAUCCCAAAAUGCUCAAGAGACUAGUGCCUCAAAUGUUUCAUCUAGCAGUUCACAGCCCAAGGGCGUGGUGACAACCGAUAUCAAAUGCUCAUGUUGUAACUCUUCUUUGGUUGGUAAAGUUCCCUUUCAUAGGUAUAACUACAAAUACUGCAGUGCGUCAUGCAUGCAUGUCCACAAAGAGAUGCUUGAAGAUGGAUAAACAGACCGGUUUCCAAUUUUUAUGCUUGAAGAUGGCUAUUGUUUCA
This is a messenger RNA of Rhododendron vialii, 2121 nucleotides long. RefSeq lists its product as uncharacterized. Gene Ontology annotation, molecular function: protein binding. Lineage: Eukaryota; Viridiplantae; Streptophyta; Magnoliopsida; Ericales; Ericaceae. Bases 42 to 2075 code for a protein of 677 amino acids. The transcript has 7 exons. The record is from RefSeq and is a predicted model, not a curated record.